Messenger RNA from Cornus florida, 585 nucleotides. RefSeq lists its product as uncharacterized. The record is from RefSeq and is a predicted model, not a curated record. The transcript has a single exon. NCBI's taxonomy places the organism in Eukaryota, Viridiplantae, Streptophyta, Magnoliopsida, Cornales, Cornaceae. The coding region runs from base 1 to 585 and encodes 194 amino acids. Gene Ontology annotation, molecular function: double-stranded DNA binding. Gene Ontology annotation, biological process: regulation of DNA-templated transcription; chloroplast organization. Gene Ontology annotation, cellular component: chloroplast.
AUGGAUGAUGUGUCUAGGGUUUUAGAGAAAUAUUCGGGGAUUUUGAGGUUUGAUUUGACGAAAACUAUGAUACCCAAUAUUGAAUUUAUGAAGAGUUGUGGUAUUAGUUCGUCGCAAAUAGCUCGAUUUGUCUAUAAUUACCCAUUAUUUUUCUUGCGUAAACCGACGAGAAUUAGAGAAUAUGUCACGAGGGUUGAUGAGAUGGGCUUUGACAGGGAGUCUAAGAAGUUUCUUCAUGCAAUUCGGACAAUUAGUUCGAUGACUAUAGAGAAUUGGGAGAUGAAAUUGGUGGUCUUUAAGAGUUUGGGGUUUUCGGAAGAUGACAUUUUGUCAGUUUUUAGGAGACAGCCUCAUGUGUUUGCUGGGUCAGAGAGGAAAAUUAAGGGGAUAACACAGCUUUUCCUUAGCACAGGCAAAUGUGACAUCUCAUUUCUUGUUAAUAACCCGGACUUACUUGGUUGCAGUAUUGAGAAUAGGCUUAAGCCAAGGUUAAGAGUUGUGGAUGUUUUGGAAAGCAGGAAUUUGCUUCUUAAAAAGCCGAGUUUGGGGACUGUAUGCAGGAUGACUGAUAAAGAAGUUCUAUGA